AUGGCGUCGCUGCCGGUGAGCCCGGUCUCGUCGCUGUCGCCGACUCACUCCUUGCCAAGUGUGAAGGACCUGGAAGCGGGUUAUGUCACUAGAACAAAGGUUGUGAUGAAGGAUGAAGGCGUGCAAGUGACCAUGACGGAGUUAUCGCAGGCCCCACGUCGAAAGCCACUUCCUCAAUCGGCUUUUGGGUCUAUAGAGCAUCAAGAGAAUGCCGCAUGGUCUACGAAGAAGUAUCCAUUUUCUGCGUUUUCGGUCGCGAUGCUGACCGAGAAAUUGAAAUUUGGUGGUAAUAAGAAGAAGCAGCGAAUGUUCAUCCUUGGUGUUAUUGCUGCUAUCGUGCUCUUAGCCUUGGUUAUUGGCUUAUCAGUGGGAUUGACACUGAGAAAGAAAACCUCAAACCUCCCUCUCCCCCUGAACAAUGGCGGUCCCUACUCCGGGGACUUGACGUACUACGAGCCGGGCCUAGGAUCUUGCGGUAUAACCAGUAGUAGCUCUGAGAAUAUCUGCGCCGUAUCAAGGAUACUUUACGACGCGGCCAGUACCGGGUCGAAUCCCAAUGAAAACCCCCUUUGCGGGUUGAAACUUCGCCUGAAAAGGGGCGAUAAGAGCGUUGAUGUCACGGUUGUUGACAGAUACAAGGCCCCCGUCAACGUUCCGCAAAAUUAG
This is a messenger RNA of Uncinocarpus reesii 1704, 666 nucleotides long. RefSeq lists its product as uncharacterized. The record is from RefSeq and is a predicted model, not a curated record. NCBI's taxonomy places the organism in Eukaryota, Fungi, Ascomycota, Eurotiomycetes, Onygenales, Onygenaceae. The transcript is spliced from 3 exons. The coding region runs from base 1 to 666 and encodes 221 amino acids.